ACCGCACGAUGAUUGGCUGGCGUAAACGAGAUCUUAAUUUAAAAACUCGACCUCCGCGUAUUUUCAAAGUGUACAUCCAUGCCUGGCCGCGUCUUGUUGUUCUAUUUCGAAUUUGACGCUUAUCUUGGCUAAAAUAAGCCCAUGCUGGAUAAGGCAAGACCCAUGACGAUUGACCUAAAAAUACCAUUAAUGGUGUGAUGAAACUAUUGAGAAAAACCUAAAAAGACAAGAUUCAUACUGAAAUAAUGGAUAAAUAUAAUCCAAGGAAAUCUCGGGAUCAGACAGACGGAGGACGAAUUUUCCUAAAUCAUGACCUCACUUUUAAAACAUGUGGAAGUGAAGACAAUGUGAAAUCACUAAUUGACAGGAUGAGUAAUCAGAAACAUUCAAGAAAGGUUAUCAUUCUUCGUCAUCCAAAACCCAAGAGCACCUUGUCUGAAGAACCCCCAAACAAACAAGUCACCAGUAAUGUCACAGGCAUGUCCACAGUGUUGUCUAGUACAUUCAAGUCCACAGAAAGCAGGAAUACUGCAACUACUCUACAAAGUGUUCAACGGAAUUCAUUGCAUGAUACAAUGUUGAAUAAUCUGCAAAGCCGUGACAAACAUAAUAUGAACACAACUUGUGGCAUGACUAGUAUUCAGAAUCGUACAUCCUUAUUAGGUAAUAACUCGUAUGUUAUGUACCCAAAUAUGGUGGAAAAGAAUUGUACACGAAAGACGUCAAUGACGCAAAGCUACAACAGUGCCACCCAACAAGGUGUUAGGAUGGCAUCUGCAACUAUGGUACCUAUGCGCAAACAGUCAAAAGAGGCAGUUACAGAAGUAAUACAACCAGGAGAGCAGACCAGAUUGAAGCCACAGGACGCCAUGAAUGACAGUUUAACCAAUAUUACAUGGUUGGGAGGUGCAAGUGUUAAUCCUAACUUAGAGAUAAAAGUUGAAAAUGAACGAUCAAAGGUAAUGUCAAUUCGGAAGGAGAGUCCGCAUAAACGUCCCUCGUACUCGUAUAUGUCCAUGAUACAGUUUGCUAUAAAUAGUAAACCGGACAAAAAGAUGACGCUACAAGAGAUUUACCAUUGGGUGGAGUCUACUUUCCCUUACUUUCAGUCAGCAAAGCCAGGAUGGAAGAAUUCAAUACGACACAACCUGUCUCUACAUGAUGUCUUUGUACGUGAAAAGCCAGAGGUAAACGGAAAGUCGUCAUUCUGGAAGUUAAAAGAAGAAGAAAAACAAAUAAAAGUACAACCCUUUACUGGGUACUCAGUUCCUGGUGCCCGUUCCAAAAAUACACCAAUCUUGCCAAGAUUAACACAGUCUUAUGCUAUUAUUCCUAUUCCGUUAAUGGUACAAGCUAUGCCAUGUAUUUCGUCUCCUGUAUUGACACCCUCCUUACCCAUCACAUCGACCCCAGCACCAAAUUUCUUCACACCAAGCGGUCCCGAAAGUACAAUGACGAUGCGCCCAAUGUGUCUUUCUAAGAAUCUCAAACGAUAUGCACAGGAGAGUAAUGGUGAACCAGGCAAUAAAAAGGUCAAAAUAGCUCCAAAGCUUUUGACUACUGACUCUUGUGAAAGCAAUGCUAGAGUAAGCACAAGAUACACAUUCAAUGGCUCAUCUCCACAUAUAUCCAUAAAUCAGGAUUCUGGAAUGGAUUCUAUGAUCUCAGAAACUGAGCAUUGUGUCACCCAUCAGCCAACUAUUGGACGUUUACCCAUGCCUGAAAUACCCAGAAAGAAACAUGGUCGCAAAUCUCGGAGACCGCACAAGAUUGUCAAAGAUGAAGAUCAGCAAGAAAAUGUGCAUUUUGACGUUAGUUUUUCAGAAAUAUUUCCACCCUUUGAUGGUUUGGAGUCAUCUCCUCUACGGGGUUUAAUGAAAACUCCACCAAAAAUUGGUAUCACUUUUACUUCAACUCCAAACAAAAAUAUGUCCAACAUAGAUGGACUGACUUCUUUUGGUUUUACACCAUUGAAGACACUGGACCAUAUUGAUAGUGGAAUUGAGUCUUCUCAUAGGUCAAGCAACAGAAAGUUUGGUAAUAACUUGACUCCACUGGUGAACAAUUUCUCAAGUCCAGGAGUAAACAGAUUCUCAGACAUGAUUGGUUUCAGCAAUGACCUUGUACUGACUCCUGAUGCUACCAAAGCUGUUGACUGUAUUGACGGAUCAGCAUUCAACUUUGAUUUUGCAUCACCCAAACUGUUGACUCCAAACAAAUUUAAACUCAAUAAAUCAACAGAUGGGGACGACUCACUGAGAAUUGGCUCGCUCAGUGACCUUGGUCUGACCGGGUUAACACCAAUGAAAGAAAACAAAAUGGAAUCAAACCAGAGUUUUACUAAGUUAUGGAAUGAUGUAAGUUUCAGUGGAAUCAUGGGAGAAGACGAUCUUGGAAACAUUAGCUGGAGCAAUUUACAAUCAAUUAAUUGA
Saccoglossus kowalevskii is the source of this 2432-nucleotide messenger RNA. Its product is annotated as fork-head box M transcription factor. NCBI's taxonomy places the organism in Eukaryota, Metazoa, Hemichordata, Enteropneusta, Harrimaniidae. Gene Ontology annotation, biological process: regulation of DNA-templated transcription; G2/M transition of mitotic cell cycle. The record is from RefSeq and is a predicted model, not a curated record. Gene Ontology annotation, molecular function: sequence-specific DNA binding; DNA-binding transcription factor activity.